Messenger RNA from Ictalurus furcatus (blue catfish), 2295 nucleotides. RefSeq names its product staufen double-stranded RNA binding protein 2 (gene stau2). Bases 67 to 1920 code for a protein of 617 amino acids. The record is from RefSeq and is a predicted model, not a curated record. The transcript is spliced from 16 exons. Lineage: Eukaryota; Metazoa; Chordata; Actinopteri; Siluriformes; Ictaluridae.
AGUGUCAUUAGUUCUCUUUAGUGUUUGCCAAUGUUGGAGGUCUGGCCGCGGACUGAGAUAUAGAGCAUGGCUCAAGUGAAAGUGCAGACCUCAGCGCACGCUGUGCCCUCCAUCAACGGAACGGUGCCCACAGUCCCACCAGCUCCUCCCCAGGAUAACAUGGCAAACCCUAAAGAGAAAACUCCAAUGUGUCUGGUGAAUGAGUUAGCCCGUUUCAACCGGAUCCAGCCGCAGUACAAACUGCUGAACGAGCGGGGGCCUGCUCACGCCAAGAUCUUCACUGUACAGUUGUGUUUAGGUGAGCAGGUGUGGGAAGCUGAAGGCUCCAGCAUUAAGAAAGCUCAACACUCAACAGCCAAUAAAGCGCUGGCAGAGAGCUCGCUGCCCCGCCCCCCGCCACGCAUCACUAAACCAGACACACACACCAAUCCAGGCAGCAUCACCCCCACCGUGGAGCUGAAUGGAUUGGCGAUGAAGCGAGGAGAACCGGCUGUCUACAGGCCGCUGGAACCCAAACCCCUCCAUAACUACAGGGCCAACUACAACUUCAGAGGAAUAUUCAAUCAGAGGUAUCACUAUCCAGUCCCCAAGGUGUUCUACGUGCAGCUGACGGUAGGCAGUAACGAGUUUAUUGGCGAGGGUCGAACUCGCCAAGCGGCUCGGCACAACGCAGCCAUGAAAGCUUUGCAGGCGCUUAGGAAUGAACCCAUUCCAGAAAAGCAACCUCAGAGUCCGGAGGAGAAAAAAAGUUCAGAGGAGGACAGCGACGCAAAUAAAUCUGAAAUCAGCCUGGUGUAUGAGAUUGCACUGAAGAGGAACCUGCCUGUGAACUUUGAGGUGCUGAAGGAGAGCGGCCCGCCCCACAUGAAGAGCUUCCUGACCCGCGUGACGGUGGGCGAGUUCUCUGCUGAGGGUGAGGGCAACAGCAAGAAGCUGUCGAAGAAGCGUGCGGCUUUGUCCAUCCUGCAGGAGCUGAAGAAGCUGCCCUUCAUCCCUGUAGUGGAGAAACCCAAAGUGCACUAUAAGAAACGGCCCAAGACCAUACUGAAGAUCUCCUCACAGGCAGGGCCGGAGUAUGGUCAGGGCAUGAACCCCAUCAGCCGACUCGCUCAGAUCCAGCAAGCUAAACGAGAGAAAGAGCCCGAAUACACGCUGCUGUCCGAGAGAGGCCUGCCACGCCGCCGUGAAUUCAUCAUGCAGGUGAAGGUGGCUGAUGAAGUGACCUCAGGAACAGGGUCAAAUAAAAAAGUGGCUAAACGUGCAGCUGCAGAGGCGAUGCUGCUCCAUCUGGGAUACAAAGCCUCCACGCCUAUUCAGAACACACAGGAGAAGCCACAUAUGGACAACAAAAGCUGGAAUGGACAAAGAGCCACUUUCCCCGAAGCCAGCACUAACACGCAGAAAGGAAUCCUCCACCUCUCUCCGGAUGUGUAUCAGGAGAUGGAGGCCAGCAGGAAUAAAGCUGGCACUGUCCCCUCCGUCACCCCAAUGGCCCCUGUGACCUCGGUGACCUAUAUGAACCCUAAAGAAGUGAGCCAGGCACCGUUUUACAACAACAGCGCCUCAAAGACAGCCGCCAUCGCGCGGGAGCUGCUGAGCAAAACGCCAAAAACAUCUCCCACAAUCCCCUGCAGCUCCGUUCAGCCAUCGCAGCAGCUCGAGUACCUCGCUCACAUUCAGGGCUUCCAGGUGCAGUAUACGGACAGACAGACGGACAAUGAGUUUGUGACGUAUCUCACUCUCUCGCCCGUUCAGAUGACGUUCCACGGCAUUGGGAGCUCCAUACAGGCCAGCCAUGACCAGUGUGUUGUUAGAUUUAUGUCCUGCUGCACAUCUGGUCCUCAUUGGCAGCGUCAGAGCAUCAAGUUGCAGCCAGGCGGCUCUGAGUGCCUUGAAGCAGCUUUCGGAACAGGGACUUGACCCGGUGGACGGAGGAGUCAAGGUGGAGAAUGGAUCCUGUGAAAUAUCGGUGAAGCAUCCAGAUGGGAAACAGACUAACUCAGGCCCUCAGGACUGCGCGGAUCCGAACGCCGUCGUGUAGAAAACGAGUCUUCACGAACGCCGCCGGAUCUCUCGGAACAUCGACACGCAAUAGGGUGGAUGUGUCUCAACAACAUGACGUAGAACAACACACGCUCGCUCUCAGUCUAUGUGAAGACAACACUAUCUUAACCUUUAGUUAUUAUUGAAAAUUUAACUUGCUAACGAACGUAUUUAAAAAAAAAAACCAAAAAAACACAAAAACUAAAAAAAAAACAAAACGGAAAACCCGAAUCAAAAAAAAAAAAAGAAGAA